Molecule: messenger RNA, 915 nt
Organism: Brettanomyces bruxellensis
Lineage: Eukaryota; Fungi; Ascomycota; Pichiomycetes; Pichiales; Pichiaceae
Gene: SPG1
Product: septum-promoting GTP-binding protein 1
Exons: 1
Coding region: 1-915 (304 amino acids)
Molecular function (GO): GTP binding; GTPase activity
Source: RefSeq, a predicted model, not a curated record
AUGGAUGCAGACCAGCAUGGAUCAGAUCACAAUUUAGGAUCUGCCCGUUCUGCUAGUAGCCAGUUAGAUAAUCGUAAUGGAAGUUCUCACGAGCGAUAUACACAUUUAAGAAGGGAUAUAUCUGGAAUACUUCCCGUUCAAAGGGCGGCUUCGGAAAUGAUAACACACGGACAACCACAAUUAACAACAUCAACAUCAUUGCAGAAUAUGCAAACACCACACAACAGGGCAUCAAGUGAACAACGGGCUACUUCAACGGGUCCAAACAGGACAGGAUCCAGGACAUCUACAAGAGUUGCUGAAGGUGCAUCCAAUUCCUCACACCAUUCAGAAAAGAACACGGUAACAUUGAAAGUAGGUUUAGUCGGCGAUGCACAGGUUGGAAAAACCUCUUUGAUGGUAAAAUAUGUCGAGAAUUGCUUUGAUGAGAUAUACACACAGACGUUGGGCGUGAAUUUUAUGGAACGGACAAUACGGAUAAGGAACACGGAAAUCACAUUCUCAAUAUGGGAUCUAGGUGGAGAGGCUGAGUUUACAAACAUGCUUCCCCUGGUGGCAAGCGAUGCCGUUGCUGUUCUCUUCAUGUUUGAUCUUUCACGAAAGAUCACUUUGAGAUCUGUGAAAGAUUGGUAUCGUCAAGCAAGAGGAUUCAACAGAACGGCCAUUCCAUUUUUGGUUGGCACUAAGUACGACCUGUUUGUUGAUCUUCCCGAUGAGCAACAGGAGGAAAUCACAAGGCAGGCUAAAAAGUACGCAAGAGCAAUGAAUGCACCACUUAUAUUUACUUCCACAUGUGCAUCUAUCAACAUUCAGAAGAUCUUUAAGAUCGUGAUCAGCAAAACGUUCGAUUUACGGCUGAAGAUCCCAGAGAUUGUGAAUACGGGCGAACCAAUUCUUCUUUACCAGAAUGUGUAA